AGGUGCAAUUUCAAAGCAUACUGCCUGUUUAGUUUCUUGAAUACAUUCAUUUACUGUAUACCUGCAGGCUGGGUAUGGGGAGAACACGGAUUUUUGAAAAAAAUGGGCGCCGUUGAUAUUGCUGGUUCAGGAGCAGUUCACUUGAUAGGAGGGAGCGCUGCCCUAGCUAGCGCUUUGAUGUUAGGUCCCCGUUUAGGCAGAUAUGACCAAGGGAUCGGUCCUUUGCCUCUGGGAAACCCCGUCAAUGCAGUGAUGGGACUAUUUGUACUUUGGUGGGGAUGGCUAGCUUUCAAUUCAGUAUUUUGUACACGAUGA
This is a messenger RNA of Acanthoscelides obtectus, 315 nucleotides long. The record is from the annotation of a GenBank genome assembly. NCBI's taxonomy places the organism in Eukaryota, Metazoa, Arthropoda, Insecta, Coleoptera, Chrysomelidae.